UGUUUUGCUUCAUAGCCUCCAGACCAGCUCACGAAAGCAUGGGAAUGUUGUGAGGGAAUUUCCAAGUAAAAGUUGUGUAAAAGUGGCAGAUAAGUUAUUGUAAGUUUUCGACAAAGCCGUAUCGAUAUCCGCGGGGAUCCGUUGUGGCACCAACGCCGAUCCGUGCGACGCUGUUGGGGGACAUUUCGCAAGCGAGCAAGUUCGGACAAAGAAAAGAGUUGUGAAGCUAACGUUAGCUGGCUCCCAAGCUAACUUAGCGGCCACAGACGACAUUCUUCUAGCUACGGCGCAAUGCAGGCCAUAAAGUGUGUCGUUGUCGGGGACGGAGCUGUGGGUAAGACAUGCCUGCUCAUCAGCUACACCACCAAUGCCUUUCCUGGAGAAUACAUCCCCACAGUAUUCGACAACUACUCCGCCAAUGUGAUGGUGGAUGGGAAGCCAGUGAACUUGGGCCUUUGGGAUACAGCAGGACAAGAAGACUAUGAUCGACUCCGCCCACUCUCCUAUCCACAGACGGAUGUGUUCCUCAUCUGUUUUUCACUUGUGAGUCCUGCCUCGUUUGAAAACGUCCGUGCCAAGUGGUAUCCUGAGGUGAGACACCAUUGUCCCAACACUCCUAUCAUCCUUGUGGGUACCAAGCUGGAUCUGAGAGACGACAAGGACACCAUUGAGAAACUGAAGGAGAAGAAACUCGCUCCGAUCACCUAUCCCCAAGGCCUGGCCAUGGCCAAAGAGAUUGGUUCAGUCAAGUACCUGGAGUGUUCUGCCCUGACUCAGCGUGGCCUUAAAACUGUGUUCGAUGAGGCCAUCCGGGCCGUCCUCUGCCCUCCUCCCGUCAAGAAGAGGAAGAGGAAGUGCUCCCUCCUCUAAGAUUUCACUGGAAAGGAUAUGGGGGAACAUGACCGCUAGUGGUGAGGGUGGGAAAAGACACAGGAAGAAAAAAAACACAGACAUACAUACAUACACUUACACAAAAGCAGUGUACUUCAGAAUCUUUUCUUCUGUAAAAGUGUAGCUACAGUAGUUCUACCAACCAUUACAAUGAAAAAAAAAAUGACAUGCCGCAAAUCUACAAUAAGGGUUUUGAUGAUGAUAGACCCUAUUUUUUUUUUCCUAACAUUCACUACAUACACAUAUAGACAAGACUGACUAUGAAAUGAUGAAAUUCCUGAGGCCUUCUAAAAUGGAUGGGAAGUUUUAUAAAAAUGGACCGUGGAAUGUUUUCAAUUUGUUCUUCCACUGGUAGUCCAUCUUGUUUGUUUACAGUCUUGGUGGUUUAUUUUGAGUGGAAGAAAUAUUGCCAAAUACAUUCUGCAGAUAUCAGAUGGUGUUUUUCAGCUGACAAGAAAACCUUUGUGUUAUCUCAGUCCUUUACACCUUUCGGUACAUCUUACAGUUUGCCGUUGUGCACUACACAUAAGGGUUCAGCUACAUGAUGGGUGGCAUUUUAUUGAUUUCAUUUUCAAUUUGUGAGGGCAGUCACGUGUAACCGCUAUGUAACCGAGGAACUUGAAGUAAACAUCUGUGAAGUUCUUUUGCCUCAAAUUACUGUUAAUGUACCAUGAUCUUUUCACCGGUAGUGCUCAUUAGUUUCCAGUCCUAUGUGAAUGACACCCAGGCUGAGACAUAAUUGUCAUGUUGUUAAUAUUGAAAAUUAAGGCUGGGAAUAAGUCUGCUGAUGCCAACAAUGCUAUAAAUCCCUUAAAAGAAAUCACAAUCCAGUAUUUCAUGUGUUUGGCUCCCAUUGGACCCGUCAAGAGUAUGGUAUUCUUCUUUUCUCUUUUCAACACGUCCCCCCAGAGUUGUCCCAACUGUAAAGUUGCCUAUAGUGCAGCGCUGAAUACUUUAUAUUAGAUUUUGGAUUAUGUCGGUUCUGGGGAGUAUUCCACAAAACAAGAUUAGCAAAUGAGCCAGAUAACAAUCUAAAAAGUUAAUAUGGCAUAAAUAUCUUACGAAACUUGUUUUCAGUUACCAAUGUGGAUGACUUAAUUAUAUUCCUAAAAUUUUCAUUCUAGUUUUAUUUCAUAAAUUCAAGUACCUAUGACCAAGAUCUAGCAUAAUAUUUUCGACAGUAACCUGGCUAACUUUGUAAUCCUGCUCUGUGGAAUACCCUCCUGGUGUUAGAAAUAUUUUGGGUGGUGGGAAACAAGAGUACCUUUAAUGGUCUAUGGGCAUUUAUCAGAAACCUUUCGUGCAACACAUUCAUUCGUUGUGAGUAGCACACUUGAUUUUAAUAGCAUCACUACUGGCUAAGCGAUGUCACUAAGAGAGAGCAUUAAUCCCUGCUAUAACAGUAUCAAAGCUACUGUUGGUUAUGAUGUAGUAUCAGCAUACUCAUCCUUUUGUUAUAAUCAUGUGAUUGACUUUUGUAUCAUUCUUUUUCUUCACAGAAAUUACACUUCACUCACUGUAUUGUAAGACUAACACUAUGAAUAUCCUUUGUUUAUUACCUCCUACAGUUAACGCUACCUUAAUCUCCCUUACAAGCCUAGCUUUUUGUAAUUAAUGCUGAUAGCAUGUAUGUGCAACAUAUACUGAAAACUAAGGUUAGAAUUGCUACAGUUAUAUUUUUUUGCAUAUUUACAAAUGUAUUUGAACUACUAGAUCAGGGGUAAAGAACAUGAUGUUGCUCAUCUGUAAUGUAUUCGGACAUCAAGCUGUGCUCCAAUUCAAGCCAAUGUUGUGACCCUUUAGUUUUAUGGAUAAAGCUAUUGUCACUUUUUGAAAAAGCCAAUAAAUUCCGAUAAAACUAAC
Myripristis murdjan (pinecone soldierfish) is the source of this 2754-nucleotide messenger RNA. RefSeq names its product Rac family small GTPase 1b (gene rac1b). The transcript is spliced from 6 exons. Bases 292 to 870 code for a protein of 192 amino acids. Gene Ontology annotation, molecular function: GTP binding; GTPase activity. The record is from RefSeq and is a predicted model, not a curated record. Gene Ontology annotation, biological process: small GTPase-mediated signal transduction. Lineage: Eukaryota; Metazoa; Chordata; Actinopteri; Holocentriformes; Holocentridae.